UAGAAUAGUCUCGCGUCGUCCCUCGAGCUUGCAGCAUCGGGCGUUUGCGACGCCCCUGGAUACGGUCGGCUUGCGUGAAACGUGAAACCCGCGAAUUUCACGACCAUUUAAUUUUCGCCCACCCCCACUUUUCGAAGCUGACCACUGGCGAUCGGUCUCGUUUUUUUUUUUCCCCUACGUCUCAGCUCGGAAUCUCCAAAGUUUCGUGAAAGUGCGUUUAUCUCAGAUUUUGGUUUUUCUUCUUUUUUCAAAAGUGUAUUCAAAGGGUUUUUUUCUCGUCCACCGUGAAAUUUUUCACUCAAAUAUCGUUCGACUAAACGAUAACGUAUCGGAACAUUAAAAUUGAAAAAAUCAAAAUAAUAGUAAUAAAAACAUUUUCUUUAAUUUCUCACAGCGUUUGAGUGGCUUCGAAUUUUGACUGACUUCUUCCGACCGAAAAACACAGUGCGCCGCUGUUUCUUUUCCCUUCUUUUUCAUUUUUAUUUUCAUUCUGUUUUUCUUUCGUAACUCAAUUUUUUCUUCUCUUCCUUCUCCUCCUUUUUCUUUUUCUUCUCCUUUUGCCUCUUACAUUUUCUUCUUGUGGUGAUGUGAUCUCAGCGAUGAGUUUCAAGCCCGUUUGAAAGCUCACAGAGGAUACCGCGGACAAAGUGAGUCAUCCUCCACGAACAUAAAUACGAUUCUGCACGAGGGAAAGAGCAGCGCGGAUAUAAGGUGGAGAAUCCGGAGUCAAGAUGGUCCGCGAGAGUUUUAAAACGUGGACGGGAUCGUCGAGAUCUUCGUGGCACUUGAUACUGGCCGUUGUAUUUGGAAUAACGACGAUUUUAGCCAACGUAGACGCUCAGUGCGGCUCGAGUGCCUCGCAACAGGACAAGCUAGCCCUAUACAAAGUCACGUUGAGAACGCAUUGGUCGAGGGCGAGAUUCCCACGUCACUAUCCCGAGUGGCGACCACCCGCACAAUUCGGCAAACUGAUCGGUCGCACGCACGAUUCUUCGUACACUUUGUACCGGCUGGGAGAGAGGCUCUCGCAGGGCGCCCGCCAGUACGUGGAAACGGGUAGGGCGGACGGUCUGGACGCCGGUGGAGAAUCCCCGAACACGUUGCACUCGUUCGUAGGACCACCGGUACCCCAGGGCGAAGGUACGAGCAUCGGACGUGCCUUUCUCGACGGUAACCACACCAGAAUCAGCGUGAUGGCACGGAUUAAUCCGAGUCCGGAUUGGUUCGUCGGCGUCGAUGCCUUCCAGCUUUGCGUCGAGGGAAAUUGGGUGGACACGGUUACAGUGGAGCUGGAUCCACUUGACGGCGGUACCGACAACGGCUUCACUUUUACAGCAGCGAAUUGGCCGACUCAACCGCAAGGCGUCGCCUAUAGAAUUACAUCCAGAUAUCCCGCACAUCCCGCGGGUAGUUUUUACUACCCCAACUUACCUCGGUUACCACCGCUCGCUACGCUCACCUUUACAAAGCUCAGGGAGUACACACUUACCGAAAAAUAUCACGAGGAUGAUGUGGAGAUGGAAUUUAUUAGCAACGACAACCUGAACGCGCAAUCGUCCGCGUCUCGGGUCGUCGACCCAAAUCGUGACCUCAACGAAGCCAUUGCCGAAGAACGUAGGGAAAUGGACCCCCAGAGAUACAAAUACUGGACAACGGACAACAACCAGGUGAUCACCGAACAACCGCGAGAUAGUAAUAAGGAAGCGAUUUUACACAGUAUAGCGUCGACUUACGUUCAACGCGGUAGACCGCUGACCCCUACUCCGAUGACGUGGUCGCCAAGAGACUCCCUUUCGAAGACCUCAAAGGCGCCAGACUGGCCCUAUUAUCACACGGUGUAUCAACAGCAGCAAAAUACGAACGUUCAGAGGAUCAAAGCCCCGAAUAAUAACAAUAUUAUAAACAGUAAUAAUAAUAGCCAGCGAAAAAUCACCUCCGACGAUCGCAAGAGAAAUACGACUCUGCAGCUCAGACCGUGGGGGAAUUUUACCGCACCCGAUCGCCUGCACCGACUGAGAGUCAAGCACCACAAACUACCGUCCAAGGGAAAACAUCCUCGAACCCGCGUACCCAGAGACUGCAAGGUUGGGGAAUGGGGUCCUUGGAGCGCUUGCAGCAGAAGUUGUGGGGUUGGCGAAACUCAGAGGACGAGAAAGGUCACGGUGAGACCUCGCAGAGGUGGAACACCCUGCCCACCAUUGGAGCAGAUUAAAUGGUGCGGAAGCGCGAGUCCUUGUUCAUCCGAAAACGGAAAGCCCACGGUCGUCGACAUACAUCACUGGUAGAAAAUCUGCACCGGUGAAUAUACCUCGCCGCAAUAACAUUGCAGGAAUAUUAAAAACGAGAGAAGAAGUGAAGAGAAGAAGAAAAAAAAAAGAAGAAAAUAAAAAAAAAAUAACGAUAAACCAAAGAUGAAUAGCGAAUUUACGAUAUAUACUAAAUAUCUUUUACACAAAUCGUCCUCGUUACACACAUGGCAUGUAUGUACAAUAUUAAUAUAUACAUAUAUAUGUAAAUAUACAUACAUAUAUAGUACCCCACGUCAUAUCUCUUUUUUCAAACUUUCUCCAAAUAGAAAUGCGAAAUUAAAUUUUUCUCCAAGCAUGGUAUAAAUAUCUAACUAUACAAUAUCUUCACCCGAAGUUAUUUCAAUACCUAUAUAUGAACAUGAAAAAAAAAAACUCGAGCAUUACUACCCUAAAUUAUUUAAAAACAAUUCUAAAUAUCACUUCGCGAAUUAUACCAAUCGCAUAAGAACAAUGAAAAAGGAACCCGAACGAAAAAUUGAGGAAAAAAAAUCAAACACGCUUCAGAGAAUCUUCUUAUUUUUUACGAGCGAAUGUAACCAAAGUGUAGUGAUGAAUAAAAUAAAAUAGGGAUAUUUUAUAAACGCGCCGAAUGUUUCAACCGUAGCUGUAUUAUAACAUAAUCGUACGUACAUCAUGUCCAGCUUAAAAAUUCAAAGAUCAAAUUAUUUUACCCGACUCAACGAGACAAUCCGUGACACUUUUAACAGACGACUACCGAUCAGAAACAAUCAUUAUUCAAUCCGACUAAACCACCUGUUCAACUGGCUCAUACCUGUGUAACUUAUUACUAUCCAAUCUACUAUCUUCCAAUUUCAACGAACGAAUAUACUUAUGUAUGUAUUAAUCGUAAGACGAGAAGCAAGAAAAACUUAUUACGUAAAAAUAAUAAUAUAUAAUAUUUGCACAGUA
Messenger RNA from Athalia rosae (coleseed sawfly), 3218 nucleotides. RefSeq lists its product as uncharacterized. Lineage: Eukaryota; Metazoa; Arthropoda; Insecta; Hymenoptera; Athaliidae. Gene Ontology annotation, cellular component: extracellular matrix. The transcript is spliced from 7 exons. Gene Ontology annotation, biological process: cell adhesion. The record is from RefSeq and is a predicted model, not a curated record. The coding region runs from base 732 to 2285 and encodes 517 amino acids.